UGCAGCCUUAAAUGUAAGGCAGGAACCUCACCCAGACCUCACUUCCUCUUCAGAUACAAUUUACAGCCACAGUGAUUAAAAACAGUCGCUGUUAGUUUAACAGUUUCCCAGCACAGCUCACACAAAUGGAUAACAAUGCUCAAGGAGGUAAAGCGUAUGGCCUUCUCAAGUCUCAACAGGAGGAAAGACUUAACUCUAUAAAUGAGGCGUUCCUCUCAGAUUCAAAGUACGCAGACGAGGAAGAUCUGGCAACCAAUCUUGAAAUGUUUAAAAAGAAAUACAUGGAGUUUGAUCUCAACGACAAAGGUGAUAUAGAUAUGAUGGGGUUAAAACAUAUGCUGGAAAAACUCGGAUUGGCCAAAACUCACUUAGAACUGAAAAAGAUGAUGUCAGAGGUGGUUGGAAGUCCAUCGAAGGACACAAUCAGCUACCACGACUUCCUGAACAUGAUGCUGGGGAAACGAAAUGCAAUUCUGAAGCUGAUCCUAAUGUUCGAAGGAAUGGGAAAGGAGCAUGAGGAGAAGGAUGUUGGUCCACCUUCACGCAAAACCUUCUCAGACCUUCCCUGAAGUCUCAAUCACAUUUGGAAAGGAUGUUUUUUGCUAUUUCUGCCACAUUUAAGAGUCCUUCUGAUGGAGUCUGGGUGUAAAACAGCAACAAAUGUCAUUAAAAACAUACUUUUAAAAGUAAGGUGCAUUACUGCAAUAGUUUUCCAUUAAAGUGAAAAAUCAUAACAGAGUAAUGGCUUAGUUGUAGGCAGAAUAGACAUAAUGGUGGCUUGAAACUUUUAUGCAUAAAAAAAUGUUUUCUUUUAUGCGAGCUAAGAUCACAAUGUCAAAUUUUCUGUUACAUCCGGUGUGAUGGAAUUAUUAUUUGAUUAAAAAGGUUUAUAAAAACAAA
Messenger RNA from Girardinichthys multiradiatus, 900 nucleotides. RefSeq names its product allograft inflammatory factor 1-like. The record is from RefSeq and is a predicted model, not a curated record. The coding region runs from base 126 to 569 and encodes 147 amino acids. Gene Ontology annotation, molecular function: actin filament binding; calcium ion binding. The transcript has 6 exons. Gene Ontology annotation, cellular component: ruffle membrane; actin filament. Gene Ontology annotation, biological process: ruffle assembly; actin filament bundle assembly. NCBI's taxonomy places the organism in Eukaryota, Metazoa, Chordata, Actinopteri, Cyprinodontiformes, Goodeidae.